ACAGAACCGGACCCCGCCGUCACUCAUCGUUUAUAUUCUCUGAUUUUUCUCGGAGAAUUUCGGUUUCCCGGCAAAGAUUCUCGCUUUCAUUGAAAGAAUGGAAAGCGGAGAAGGCGGCGGCUGGUUUGAUGCGUUGUUAGAGGAAAUCGGAUUAGCGAUCGAGAUGGCCGACGAUGCCAUUCAAAAGAAAUUUAAAGCGCUUGUCGACAAUGUGAGAGAGAUCUGGUGGGAUCUUGUUACGGAGAUGUUCAAGACACCGAAUCUUGAAAGACCAGAGACCGAAGAAACAUCGAGAGUUUCAGACAGUAAGUUUCAAGUGGAGAUGGAAAAUCUGGAACAUGAAGCUUCUGAAUCUGAUGUUGAUGAUGACAAUGCUGAAAUGAAAUAUAUCAGCGAUUGGUUUCGUCACCACAAACCAGAAGAUUGCAAACUCUUUCUGGUGAUUGUGGCAUCGGAUCUGAGGGCAAAAGGGCGUCUGGAUCUUGCAGCCGAAGUCGAGAAACUGCUCGUCCGCCAUUUUCACAUCGACGAAUCACCAGAAGCUUUCGACAACUAUGGAAGUUGCCACAGCAAUUCUGUGGAGGACAAUGAACAAACUGAACGUGAACAGGCUCGCCGCCUCAGUGGCAAUCACUCGGAAGAAUCUGUGAAGAGAGACGAAGAAGAAGAAGGAAUCAAGGAGAUGAAGAAGCGAUUGAUCUCCGUAUUUCUCGGCGAAGAUACCAAGUUAUUUUCGGAUGAAGACAUGGGCAUGUUAGAACUGGACGAUUCCUCGGAUUCCGACACGUUCGGGUCAGAACAGGAAGAACCAUCGGAUUACGGCACGUGCAUGUCGGAACAGGAAUCGACGCAUGAGGAUACGGAUAGCGAUUUCUUCAUCGACUGCGACAAUGAAGAAGAAGAAGAAGAAGAAGCAGCAGCUGUGGCUGGGGAAGAAGAAGAUACAGAAUCUGAAUGGGUGCUAGUUUAG
Tarenaya hassleriana is the source of this 970-nucleotide messenger RNA. RefSeq lists its product as uncharacterized. The record is from RefSeq and is a predicted model, not a curated record. NCBI's taxonomy places the organism in Eukaryota, Viridiplantae, Streptophyta, Magnoliopsida, Brassicales, Cleomaceae. The coding region runs from base 98 to 970 and encodes 290 amino acids. The transcript is spliced from 5 exons.